Molecule: messenger RNA, 936 nt
Organism: Suillus discolor
Lineage: Eukaryota; Fungi; Basidiomycota; Agaricomycetes; Boletales; Suillaceae
Exons: 5
Coding region: 1-936 (311 amino acids)
Source: RefSeq, a predicted model, not a curated record
AUGAGUCAAAAACUGAAUGAAGCAAACCUAGCGCUUCCUGUGGGACAGCAGUGGAAGCUUACAGUGUUCAUUGCAGAGCAUGGACAAGAACUCACCACUGGAUAUUGUUGCCUUUCAGCAUCUGAGAAGGAGAAACUUCAUCGCAAAGUUCAUAAUUUACGCGAGAAUUGUGUCAAGAUUGUGCAUUCAAAUCCAAAAGCACUACAAAAACAAGUGAAUGUGAUGUUCAACAACAUGGAAAAAGAAUGGGAGAAUAUCACUUCUCGAACAGGUGUCAAAGGCUUCUACAUUGCUGUUCAUGGUGAUGUUGAACAUUUUCAUGAAUCAAAAAUAUUCUACACACCCAAAGCCCAAUCCUUCAUCAAGGAGAUCUCACAUCUGGACCCGAAGUGUUUUGCACUCAAGUUUGAGUCAUGGGUGACUGGUGAUUUUGAUACUCAUGCUGAUGUAACACAUUGUUUGCCUUCUACCAAGUUGAUUAGUCUGUGUUGCACUAACAUCCAGGAGGGACUCAAUGCCAUCAUGAAAAAAUACAACCUGUCAAAGAAGAAGGUCAAAAUGAACUAUGACAACUAUGAGCAGAAAGUCAUUGAGAUGCAUGGCAUCGCGCUUGAAGGCUGGACGUGUGGGAAGGUUCGAAAUCCCAGCAAGAUUGGCCACCGCAAAGACUUGGUGAUGCUGCUCGAUGCACUGGUUAAUGAGUGUUGCUUGUGGAUUCAACUCACCAAAGAGCAAGUGGAGAAUCAUAUAGCUACUAACCAUGAACGAGUGAAGAACGGCGAAUCCAUUUACAAGCCACACAAAGCUAUGAAAAGAAAGGUAACUGGUGGCGCCAAAAGUGUAGAUAUAAUUGGGGAUACUGACAGCUCAGAGGAUGAGGUGGUGGAUGAGGAUGAUGAGGCGCAAGGCACAGAGGGAGCGGUCGUUGUGGGUUAG